AGGACCCAUAGCGCCAGACCAUCAGUAUGUCUAUUCUGUGGCUGCUUCUGGGCCUCCUUGCCUUUAUUGACUCAUCUGAAAGCAGCAACUGGGGAUGCUAUGGAAAUAUCCGAACCUUUGACACCCCCGGGGCGUCUUGUGGGACUGGAAGACUUCAGGGCCUGAACUUCUGUGGAGUUCGUGCUUCUGAAAGACUGGCUGAAAUAGACAUGCCAGUCCUACUGACAUAUCAACCCAUGAUACAGACCGUUGGCCAAAAGUACUGCAUAGAUCCUGCAGUGAUCGCUGGUGUCCUAUCCAGGGAGUCUCAUGGUGGCAAUGUUCUGCUCAAUGUGGGCAACGUGGACAGUGGAAUCGGUGUGGUGCAGGAGCCUGCCCUUUAUGCUCCUACAACCUGGAUCAGCGAGUCCCAGAUUUUCCAGAUAACUGAGGUUCUGACUGUAAAAAUCAAAGAAAUCCAGAGGAAGUUCCCAGCCUGGUCCCCUGACCAGUGCCUGAGAGGUGGACUCUGUGCCUACGUGGGAGGUGCUGGUUACAUCAGAAGCAGCCAGGACCUGAGCUGCGACUUCUGCAAUGAUGUCCUUGCACGAGCCAAGUACUUCAAGAGACACGGCUUCUAAUGCUUCGAUCAAACCCAAAUCAUCACACAGGAGGCCCCUAUGAGUACACAGAUAAAACUAGC
Molecule: messenger RNA, 682 nt
Organism: Manis javanica (Malayan pangolin)
Lineage: Eukaryota; Metazoa; Chordata; Mammalia; Pholidota; Manidae
Gene: LYG1
Product: lysozyme g1
Biological process (GO): defense response to Gram-positive bacterium; peptidoglycan catabolic process
Cellular component (GO): extracellular region
Molecular function (GO): lysozyme activity
Source: RefSeq, a predicted model, not a curated record